Messenger RNA from Arvicola amphibius (Eurasian water vole), 7510 nucleotides. It is a transcript of the gene Mlxip, whose product is annotated as MLX interacting protein. Gene Ontology annotation, cellular component: nucleus. Bases 95 to 2848 code for a protein of 917 amino acids. The transcript is spliced from 17 exons. NCBI's taxonomy places the organism in Eukaryota, Metazoa, Chordata, Mammalia, Rodentia, Cricetidae. Gene Ontology annotation, biological process: regulation of transcription by RNA polymerase II. The record is from RefSeq and is a predicted model, not a curated record. Gene Ontology annotation, molecular function: DNA-binding transcription factor activity, RNA polymerase II-specific; protein dimerization activity; RNA polymerase II cis-regulatory region sequence-specific DNA binding.
GAGGGCCGGGCCCGGCCGGCGGCCUCUCAGUCCUCAGCCUCUUCGCUCCACGUCGUCCCGGCUCCCGGGGGAUGCCCCGGACCAGGUUCCCUUCAUGGCUGCCGACGUUUUCAUGUGUUCGCCGCGGCGGCCCCGCAGUCGGGGCCGCUCGGUGCUGCUCAAGCCUCAGGUGCCAGAGGACGACGACGAUUCGGACACAGACGAGCCGUCUCCGCCACCCCCCUCCGGCGUGGCCACUUCAGCCCGGGCCCACGCGAGCACCGCGCCGCUGCCACCCCGUGCCGGGCCGGGCCGCGAAGAGCCUCCCCGCCGACAGCAGAUCAUCCACAGCGGCCACUUUAUGGUGUCCUCUCCGCACCGCGAGCACCCGCCCAAGAAGGGCUAUGAUUUCGACACGGUCAACAAGCAGACGUGCCAGACCUAUAGUUUCGGCAAGACCAGCUCCUGCCAUCUGUCCAUUGAUGCUUCGCUCACCAAGCUCUUCGAGUGCAUGACCCUGGCCUACAGUGGGAAAUUAGUGUCUCCAAAGUGGAAAAACUUCAAGGGCCUGAAACUCCAGUGGCGGGACAAGAUCCGACUCAACAACGCCAUCUGGCGGGCAUGGUACAUGCAGUACUUGGAGAAACGCAAGAAUCCUGUGUGCCACUUUGUCACUCCGCUAGAUGGCUCUGUUGAUGUCGACGAGCACCGCCGGCCAGAGGCCAUCACCACGGAGGGCAAAUACUGGAAAAGUCGCAUUGAGAUUGUGAUCCGGGAAUAUCACAAGUGGAGAACCUACUUCAAGAAAAGGCUACAACAACACAAGGAUGAGGACCUCUCUAGUCUGGCCCAGGAUGACGACAUGCUCUAUUGGCACAAACAUGGAGAUGGCUGGAAAACCCCAGUCCCCAUGGAGGAGGACUCACUGCUGGACACAGAUAUGCUCAUGUCAGAAUUCAGUGACACCCUCUUCUCCACACUUUCUUCACACCAACCGGUGGCCUGGCCCAACCCACGGGAAAUAGCACAUUUGGGAAAUGCAGACAUGAUCCAGCCAGGCCUGAUCCCUUUGCAACCCAACCUGGACUUCAUGGACACCUUUGAGCCUUUCCAGGAUCUCUUCUCUUCCAGCCGAUCCAUUUUUGGCUCCAUGCUGCCUACACCUCCGUCAAUACCUGCCCCAGAUCCCAGCAGCCCGCCUUCUCAGGGGAACAUCUUGCCAAAUACAGCUCUUCCCACUGUGAGCCUGCCCAGUAGCCUCAUUGACUCUUCUGCAGCCCCCUCCCUGAAUCCCUCAGAUGGGCAGGGUUGUGAACACACCUCCCAGACUGUGGACCCAUUUAUUCAACCUGCAGACUUUGGUCCCUCUGAGCCACCACUGAGUGUCCCACAGCCCUUCCUCCCUGUCUUAACUAUGACCUUACUUUCCCCUGGCCCUGCCCCAGCACCUGUCCCAGCUGCAUUGCCAUUAGUCUCCCCUCCUGCCUCUACUCUGAGCCCUUCAACCCCACCAGCUUUCCUGCAGCCUCAGAAGUUUGCUGGAGUCAGCAAAUCAACCCCUGUAAUUACCCACACAGCCUCUACUACUCUUACCCAUGAUGCUUCUGCUACCACCUUCAGCCAGAGCCAGAGUCUUGUUAUCACAGCACACCACCCAGUCCCCUCAUCAUCCCCUUGUGGUCUGGCACUGUCACCUGUACCCCAGCCACCAGUUGUGGGAGCUCCCCAGCCUCAUUUAACUUUUAUACACCCCAAGCCCGUGUCCUUGACUGGAGUGAGACCCAAGCAACCCCCCAAAAUAGUGCCUGCUCCCAAACCUGAGCCGGUGUCCUUGGUAUUGAAGAAUGCCUGCAUUGCUCCAGCUGCCUUCUCAGGCCAACCACAAAAGGUGAUCAUGACAUCAGCCCCUCUGAAGAGAGAAGGGAUUCUGGCAUCUACUGUGUCCCCAUCCAAUGUGGUCAUUGCUUCUGCUGCUAUCACCAGGGCUUCUGGAGUCACAGAGUUCCUCAGCCACAGUACAAGUAGCCAGCCUACCCCUGUCUCUCGGCUCUUCUCUCCAAGUACAGUGCAAGACUCUCUGGUGAAGGGCGAGCAGGUCCCACUGCAUGGGGGUAGUCCCCAGGUCCCUGCCACAGGCUCUAGCCGUGACUGCCCCAACUCAGGACAAGCCUCUCCAUGCCCAUCAGAACAAAGUCCCAGUCCUCAGUCUCCCCAGAACAACUGCUCAGGGAAAUCUACAGACCCCAAAAAUAUGGCUGCAUUAAAGAACCGACAGAAGCAUAUCUCAGCUGAACAGAAAAGGCGUUUCAAUAUCAGGAUGGGCUUUAACACCCUGAACAGUUUGAUCUGCAAUAAUUCCAAGCAGACUAGCCAUGCCAUCACACUGCAGAAGACCAUGGAGUACAUCACCAAGCUGCAGCAGGAGCGGAUGCAGAUGCAAGAGGAGGCCCGGAGGCUUCGGGAAGAAAUUGAGGAGCUCAACACCACCAUCAUCUCCUGCCAACAGCUGCUCCCUGCCACAGGAGUCCCUGUCAGCUGCCGCCAGUCUGACCACAUGAAAGAAAUGUUUGAUGAAUAUGUGAGAAGUAGGAUCCUGCAGAAUUGGAAAUUCUGGAUUUUCAGCAUGAUCAUCAAGCCACUGUUUGAGUCUUUCAAGGGAAUGGUGUCUACCAGCAGCUUGGACGAGUUUCACCGAACGGCGCUUUCCUGGCUGGACCAGCACUGUUCUUUGCCUGUCCUCAGGCCAAUGGUGCUGAGUACCCUCCGGCAGCUGAGCACCACCACCUCCAUCCUGACAGACCCAUCCCAGCUGCCAGAGCAGGCAUCAGAGGCUGUUUCCAGGAUUGGCAAGAGAUUGGGGGAAUCCUAAGAUUAGUUGGCAUGUGGCUGCAUGAGAUGCCUGAAGACCCCCCUGUACCCUUCCUGAUGCACGGCCUCAGGGCUCACUGCGCCUAUCAAGACGAUGCUGUGCUCAGGUCUGAAGCAGGCUGGGGCCUGCCCACAGCAGUGUCCCAUCUUGGGAACCUAGCUGUGCCCUCUCACUCAGUGACUCAAUCAUAGUCUCCCCUGCAUGGGGCCCAGACAAAGGGAAACAUCAGCUGUUCUGCUCCUGCCCUCCUGGUGGCCUACUGGGGUCCAGGGCUAGCAAGUGCAAGACAAGGGACAAAGCCUAGUCCUGCAGGUGGUAUCAUCCAGGGUCCUCAGGAUUCCUUUCUUGAGACUUAGAGAUUUGGCCCUGUCACAUCAUUAUCCACUUGUGCUCCUCUGGCAACCCCUGCACACUUUUGACCUCUGUAGCAGCAGUGAUUCUUCCUCUCCAUCUCCUGCGGGGCAGCACCUGACCUCUGGGCUACCGCUCUGACCUCUGCAGAAAGGAAUGUGCCUCCUCCCUGGUGUAUCCUAUUGAAGGGGAAACUGCCACCAACCCCUGAGCACACAGGGAGAGUAAUGGGUGUGGAAGCCAACUGGUCAGGACAGUGGUGCAUGCAGUGCACUCGGAGACCCUCCAAGCAGUGUCAUAUCUGUUAUGUCUCAGUCCUACCUGGCAUCACAGUCACCAUGAAGUUCCCAACAUUGCCUUGGCCUUGCCUCCCAGCUGAGGCCCUUCCGUGCCUGUUUCUGCCCACUUUACUCUGCAGUUAUGGAGGAGGCAAGUACACUCCAGGGACUGUCACCUUUGGUUCUAGCAUUAGAAAGGUCAGACUCCAUGAUGCUGCUGUCAUCCUGAUCAUUUUAUCUGAUAUUUAGCUGGGAGCUCCAAAACAGGACAGUUCUCAGACCAAAGAUGUCACCCUACUAAAGAAGUCUGAACAACCUUGUGUGAGGAAGAAGAAACAGCUGACAGGCAGGAUGCCAAGGAGUUAGCCGGUGAAGCUGUCUCCAGGCUAGAUGGUAAAGAGCUGUGCUCAGAUUUGAACCAGUGACGCUUGGAAGGUGACGUGUGUCUGAAGGUUCAAGUGCCCUAGUGUGCGUGUUACAGUUGGUAGAGACAGGGAAAGGUUGGGGGAGAGGGCACUUGACCCUCAUCCUUCUCCUUGCUGCCUCUGAGAUGCCGCAGGUGGUGAGGUACUCUCUCCAGCUCUCAGGGAGCCCAGUCAAGGGCACCUCCCGGGAAGAAUGUGCUUUUUCUCCUGCUGUGACACCUAGAGCAGGCAGCGGGCUUUCCUUUGAAUUCUGUCCUCGCCCCUCCUCACCGUGCUGCCUGUCCUGAGGGGACCACGUGAAGCCGAGAGCCCAGCCCGUCCCCUGAAGUUCUGAUUCAUUGGGAGCUCCUGCUGUUGGCCGAGGCCUGCCCUGGACUAAAUAGGUGGAGAACAAAGAAAGGCUAGGGGCUGUUGACUGUGCCACCGUUGAUGCUAUGAGCCCCUGACCACAUGCUUGCUCCAUUGUCUAAUUUCUGUCCUGUUUGGGAAUAGCAUGGUGGCCCUCCUCAGCUGACCCCAAAAAGCAUGUUUACAGGUUGAAGGAUGAGCACAAGGCACCUGGGCUGAGCCUUGGAGUUUCCACCAGGCACCCCUUCCUUUCCCCAAAACAAGGUGAAAUCAUUCUUCAGAAGAUGCAGGCCACUGUGGUAGAAGGAAAAACUAAACCGCUGCUGUGAGGGCCUCGAGAAGCCCAGCCCUUCCUCCUCCCAUGCACGUGACAUGGGCCAUACCAUGGACUCCAGGUUCUCUCUGCGCUUGCUGGGGAGUAACCUUGUUUUUAAAACUCUGUGGGUAUAAGAUUGGCUUUUUGCUUCUCUUGCCUACCUCUCCACCAUUUUGCUGAGUUAAUCUCAUCCUGUUUCAUCAGACGUUUUAAGGCUGUUAGAUUGUGUAAAAUUGGGGUGAGAGAGGAGAGUGAGAGAGUGUGUGCGUGUGUGUGUCUGCGUGUGUACAUGCAUGUGUGUCUCUCUGUGUGUGUCCUGGUAGACUUUAUUAGGUGCAUUUUUUUUUUGUGACUCCAUUUUCUUUUUCUUGGUGCUCACUUAGGCCGUGGCUGUGAGGUCAUGAUGCUUUAAAGUCUCCAGGAAUGAUUCUACCUUAGAGAUUUUCUUGUUUUGAAAUCUUGCCUGAUGAACCUGGCCAAUCAGAGGGUCCUAGCCUUGACUUCUGUCCUGGACACCAAGGCCCCUGUGCUGGGGGUCUCCCUGGGUGCUGGCCACACUGUUGGACCAGGCUUGUUUACAGUUCUUUCACUCCCAUUCCUGUCCCCACUCAUGUGGUAGAAACUUCAGAAUGUUGCUGCUUUGGAGACUAAGAAUAUUGGCCUGAAAGGAUAACCCACAAGGCCACCUGGGAAAUCUCUGCAAGGGUUUCCGUGAAAUCUUCACAAGCCAUCAGCGCUGUUCUGUCUGUUCUUUCACUAUGAGUGGGGCCUGCAGAGGCAGGGAGCUCUGGCUGAAGGGCUUCCUCAAAGUUAGCAGAAGUUAUGCACCAGUUGUCCACCCUCGGGAGAGGCUAGCCACGCUCCAGUGGCUUUGCACAGCACAAAGGAAACACUGCAGCUUUAGAACUUGUUGAUAUACUGGGUCUUGUAAAGGAGUCUGGAAGUGAUGAGCCAGCACAGAUUCUCAUGUGACCCAGCCAUGAACCCUGGAUGUUGUCAGUGUUCUCAGGACCUGUUACCUCCCAAUAGUCCCCCCCACCCAACAUACAUACUUUAGAGAUCUGUCCUCAGAUCUGUGCCCUGGUGAAGAGUGACAUCCCUGUAGAUUCCUAGAGGACAUGGCAUCUAUUCGCUGGUAUCGUCCAGUGGCGGAUGGCACUGCCUGCCUGCUGGAUCACCUGGCCUCGGUUCAGCCUCUCCUCCGUUCACUUACUCUUGUCUUCCUUCUACACUGUCAGAGAUCCCUUUCUGUUAUUUUUUUUUCUUUUUUUUUUCGAAACAGGGUUACUCUGUAGCUUUGGUGCCUGUCCUGGAACUAGCUCUUAUAGACCAGGCUGGCCUCGAAUUCACGGAGAUCCGCCUGCCUCUGCCUCCCGAGUGCUGUGAUUAAAGGCGUGCACCACCACUGCCCUGCCCCCUUUCUGUUUAUUCUAACCUGGCUCUUCAAGACUUUUAGUCCUACUACCUGAGGCGUUCUGAGAGACCCUGGGUGUGUGCGGGGCUCUCCCUUUUCUCUCCUGAGGGUAGAAAUUGCCUCUUAGACACCUAGAGACCAGGGCACAGUUGAAACCCACCAGUGUGUGUGGAACUUGGUUUUUCAGUGUAUAGUCCUGCUGGCAAGGUGUGUGGACAGUGAUACAGGAAUAGUCACCUGGAGUGCUGGUGUUGCCAAGAAGUGCAACUUUGAUCUCAGUCCCUUGAUGCUGUGUAGUGUUUCAGAGGACCUGUUUCUGGGUCUGCGCAUGUCUGGAAGGAAGGGAAAGUGAGGUUGCAGUGGAAGAACAUGGAGCUCAGGCGUGUGUGAUGUGUGUUCCUCCAGCACACACCGUGCCUAGGACCUACUGAGCAGGUUUUGAGAUUUUUGUUUGUUUUUUGGUUUUCCAGGGAGGGUUUCUCUGUGUAGCUUUGGAGCCUAUCCUGGAACUCACUCUGUAGACCAGACUGGCCUUGAAUUCACAGAGAGCCACCUGCCUCUGCCUCAAAAGUGCUGGGUUUAAAGGCAUGUGCCCCCACUGCCUGCCUAGGUGUUGUGAUCUUAAAACCCAUGGGCAGCUGGUGGGAGACACCAGCAGUGUGAGAAAAGCCUUAGGAAACAGCCCCCACCCUGUGCCGCCUCUUCAGAUGUGGGCAAGAACAGGUCAGCUACCAGCUUUCUGAGGAAUGGACCUCCCUGCUCACUAGGUAGGCCUGACUGCUGUCAGAGCUUGCCAGACUCAACCUUCUGGGAAGAAAAGGGAACUUUCCAUAAUGAAUGAUAACGUGUGUGUGCACGCGCGCUUGCUCAAGCCUGUGUGUGUGUGCAUGUGUGCUUACUUUGUGGAAUUUUAUUUUUGUGAGAUUCCUUUCCAGUUAUUUAGCAGAAUUCACCUAUAUCUUUCCGCCAAUUUUUGUUCCACAAUUAUAACCCUAGGCAUAGUGAAUUUGGAAUUCCUUUGGGAUUUCUAGUCUGGCAUUCUCAAGAACUGAGAUUGCGGAAGGGAGGGAGACACUGACAUUUCCUAGUUUACAUCCUGCAGGUUAAAAGGUCUCAUGGCCUCAACCAGUCUGUGUCUCUCAUGGGGGAAUCCAGUAUCUCACCCCCAGGUACCUUGUCACCUGGAUCCUCACCCUGUAAAGGGAAAGCAGGCUUGUUUGCCUGCUCUGCAGUGCCCCAGCUGAAGCAGCAUGUUCUCCUUCAAGUCCUUGAGGUUUCAGCUUCUGUGCACAGGCCGAGUGUCUGUCCUGUGCUUUGGUGAUGGUGUAGGGCUCCUUUGAGGAGGCCGCUACUCCUGGGUUAGGGUGGGCUCCACUUAAACCAGAGAUCCUUGGGACUGCUCCCCGAGCUGGUCCUCUUGAUGCCCUGCUGUUGACAGGCACGUUUCCACCAGCUGUACCGAACACUACAAUGCAUUUUUAAAACUAUAUUUGCAUCUAAGACAAUAAAUAGACUUAUUUUUUUUGGAAA